Messenger RNA from Phialemonium atrogriseum, 1730 nucleotides. RefSeq lists its product as uncharacterized. The coding region runs from base 283 to 1491 and encodes 402 amino acids. Lineage: Eukaryota; Fungi; Ascomycota; Sordariomycetes; Cephalothecales; Cephalothecaceae. The transcript has 3 exons. Gene Ontology annotation, biological process: cell redox homeostasis. Gene Ontology annotation, molecular function: thioredoxin-disulfide reductase (NADPH) activity. The record is from RefSeq and is a predicted model, not a curated record.
UGAACAGCAGCCACUGGCGAUCAUAACCCCACAACUCACCCGCCACGUCGCCAGUCGCCCGCGAAGAUCGACCUUUUCGUUCAUUUCUCAAGCCUUGGCGAUCCCCUUAGUUUCCUGGUACUGUAUCCGUAUGUCAACAAUGGAGCUCAUCUGGCGAGUAAUUAUAUAUAUUAACCUCACCACUCAAUAGACCGUCAGCCAUUGAGCCAUUCCCACUAUCACAGUCCAUUCACCUAGUGCCCGCAUAGUUGUGUCAGACACACACACAUAUCCACCUUCACAAUGCGGCUGCUCCACACUCUUACGCUACCGGCACUGAUCUCGGCCGCCUUCGCAGCAGUUGUUCCCCGAGACGCAGCAGCGCCACCGCAGUGGGAUGCAAUCGUUAUCGGAGGCGGCCCCGCCGGCCUGAGCGCCCUGAGCGGCCUCGCCCGAGUGCGCCGAAAUGUCCUCCUGAUCGACUCCGGGGUGUAUCGCAACGGCCCGACGAGGCACAUGCACGACGUCCUCGGCUUUGAUGGCGUCACCCCGGCAUAUUUUCGCUGGGCCGCUCGCCAGCAGCUCUCGCACUACUCGACGGUGAACAUGACCAACGGGACAGUCACCAAGAUCACACCCUCGUCCGACAGCAGUUACUUCACCAUCUCCACCACCUCCCCAUCCAACCAGACGGAGACCCACACGGCGCGCAAGGUCGUCCUCGCGACGGGCCUACGCGACCUCCUCCCCUCGACACCAGGCCUGAGCGAGAACUGGGGCAAAGGCAUCUACUGGUGCCCGUGGUGCGACGGGCACGAGCACGCCGACCAGCCCCUGGGACUGAUCGGCUCUCUCGAGACGGCCCCGGGCACGGUGCGCGAGGUGCUGACGCUGAACAAGGACAUCAUCGCCUUCGUCAACGGGACCGACACGCCCGAGGCGCGCGCCCGGACCGAGGACAAGUUCCCGCAGUGGCAGAAGUACCUGCAGAUCCAUAACGUGACGGUGGAGAACCGCACCAUCACGGCCAUCACGCGCCUGCGCAACGGGACGGCCAACGACACGGACGCGAGCCUGCCGUCGGUGGCCGAGUACGACCAGUUCCGCGUCGAGUUCUCCGAGGGCGCGCCCGUGGAGCGGGCGGCGUUCCUGACGAGCUUCGAUGCCGAGCAGGCGUCGCGGAUCGGGCCCGACGCCGGCGUGGCGUUGUAUGGUGGCCGGCUGGCGGCGGAUCCGGCUAAUGGGCUUGCGACUAACAUCGAUGGCAUAUAUGCCAUUGGCGAUGCCAACUCGGAUAACGUCACUAACGUGCCGCAUGCGCUGUUCAGCGGGAAGCGGACGGCGGUGUAUCUGCAUGUCAAGCUCGAGCGAGAAAAUUCGGUCAAGGAGUUGCAAGCGGCCAACAACACUGCGCUAGGGAAGAGGGACUUGGAACAUGAGGCACGAGCACUCUGGAAGAGGGUGAAUGGUGACCCUCGGGAUAUCCUCUACGCUGGAGACUUUGACCAAUAAUCAAUAAUUGAUGGGGUAAUUAAUGAAUUGGGUGAUUCACCGCAACUGUUGAUCAUGGAGUGGUUGGCCACUAUUUAUUCUUGGUCCGGGUUCAUAUAAUUAUCAGGCUGCCUUGGGUACCUGACUUUCUGCAAGGAAGGUUCGGAGAAUACUUCAUGAAUUCUAAUUAAUCUGCAAAUUCUGGCGAGACAGUCCGUCCCAUUGCUUGGGCUGGCAGCGAAUAAACUAGACGCACUCUA